AUGGCUUCUGAAGAUCGUGCUCCCGUGCUGACCGUUCCAUCAGGGGCAGCUAUUGCCUCCAAGGCGAAUGAAAUAGAUGGUUUCUGCUCGAUGGAUGCAGAAACGAUCGCAUCGCCUGUGCACAAUGUCCAAUUUAGUCCUCAUAUUGCUGUCUCCGCGUCGUCCUCUUCGACGGUUUCUUCACCGUCAACAUCACAGAUACAGACGGAGUCCGUGAGUGAGGCGCAAAAGCAGAAGAUCGAGUUUCUUGAAGACCUGAAGAACUAUAUUCCUGUUGGAAUUUUGAGGAGAUGCGAUAAACUGUCCGAUCCCAACGAUGAACCACCCGAAGGAUCUAGAUUCCCUCAUGCGGAGCUUGUGAGCUUAGAAAAACACCGGUGGCUCCGAACUCAAUGGCAUGUAUAUAAUGAUCAUCCAGGAUGGUCUUAUGUUCGUGUGUUUGUCCUGCCAGAUGACACGGGCCGCAAAUUCAUUCCGCGUUCGAGUACAUCGCUCAGACGGGCACUACGAACCGUUAUGUCCAGGAUAGAUAGCUCGCCAGAGGCUUGGGAAGGAAAAUUUAUUGUCGAUGGAAACACAACACAGAAGAGCGCGGAUGCAGCAGAGGAGGAGUCCUUGUGGUAUAUCUUCAACACUCUGGACGACCCGAAGCCCAACGUGGAGAACAUGAAAGACCCAUAUGGCCGACGUGCGAUGGAGGAUUUACUAGGCAUUUCAACAGGUGAUGGUUCUGUACCUGGAGAAUGCUCGAGCGUGAUUGGACUCAAGACGCCGUUAUAUCCCUAUCAGCGUCGUUCAGCGGCUACUAUGGUUCAAAGAGAAGUGCAACCAGCGCAAACGUUGGAUCCGCGAUUACAAGCCUACCGAAGCCCUACUGGCCAAGAAUAUUAUUAUGAUAAGGAGGAAGGGAGCAUUUUGCGUGAGAAAAGGCUGUAUUCGGAGGCCUGCGGAGGCAUUCUCUCAGAAACCAUGGGUUGCGGGAAGACGUUGAUUUGUCUUGCAGUGAUCCUAGCAACGCGCGGUCAUGUUCCUCGUAUUCCAACUCAAUAUCAGGAAACAACGAACCCGGUUCGCAAAACCACUGGCUCCCUCAUGGAAAUGGCGGCCGCCACUGCUGGUCGCUUUUCCAUACCAUGGAAGAGCCACUUUGACCAGCUACGCGAAGCUGGCAUGAAUCUCGAUCGAUGCGUGCAGGCCUGCGAACGGAACCGCGGGACAUAUACAAUACCGCCGCCGCCGUCGAAAUACAAGAGUCGCGAGGGAGCGAAGCCGCGCCCACCCCCUAUUCAUCUUACUCUGUGUUCUGGGACUCUUAUUAUUGUACCACCUAAUCUUGUCGAUCAUUGGAAACAUGAGAUCGAAACACAUACGGAAGGGCUCAAGGUUCUUAUCCUUCGAACCAGUGCGGAUGUUACCCCUUCCGCGGAGGAACUCUUGCAAUACGACAUUAUUCUCUUCUCUAGAACACGCUUUGAAAAGGAGGCAGGAGAGCCUGUCAACAACCGCCGUUCUCCAUCUCAUUCUGAAUACCAUUCUCCACUGAAAAAGUUCCACUGGCUUCGUAUCAUUGUGGAUGAAGGUCACAAUGUCGCAGGUCAUGGGCAUAAGACCAGUACCAUCCAUAUGCUUGACCAGAUCCACGUGGAGCGUCGAUGGGUUGUCUCGGGAACACCGUCCUACGGACUGUACGGGCUUGAAAUUAGCCUAGCAUCACAGGAGACUCAAUCAAGUGACACUGAAUCCCCUGAUGAGAUUGCCUCCUCUGUUUUGCGAUCUCGGAGGAAGACUGGGAAUGCAAUAGAUGAGGAGUUGAAAGAUCUGGAUAAAUUGCGCCUUAUCGUCGUCGAGUUCUUGGACCUGAAACCCUGGUCGAACUCGCGUGCUAAUGAUCCAGCAAACUGGACAAGAUAUAUGAAGCCGAUCGGUGAGGAUGGAAAGCGAAGAAAGGCGCCCUCGCUUCGAGCCACUCUUCAGAGCCUGGUCGUGAGACAUCGUUUGGACGUGAUCAACCGCGAACUUCCGCUUCCAAGGUUGCACAACAGGGUUGUUUACCUUGAGCCAACCUUUUACGACAAGCUCGCAAUCAAUCUUUUCCUGUUCAAUCUAACGGUCAAUGCCGUCACCUCCGAGCGGAAGGAUCAAGAUUAUAUGUUCCACCGGAGGAAUAGAAAACAUCUUAGUUUGCUAAUCAACAACCUACGACAGGCAGGCUUUUGGUGGACUGGUUUCGACCAGAAGAAUCUCGAGACUACAAUCGAUGUGGCGGUGCAGUAUCUGGAGAAAAACAGGGAAAAGAUGGCAUCUGAAGAUAUUGAAUUGCUCUCUGAGGGCAUUCGAAUUGCACAGAAAGCAUUGAAUUGCAGAAGCUGGGAUGCUUUCUGCCAGUUCGACGAAUUGGGAGUCUUCGUUCAAGACUUUCCUGAACAUGCUCGGGCUCUGUGGUCGCUGACUUCUGAAGACCGACAGGAGCCUCUCUUAUUGGGAAUUUCUCAAGCCAGACUAGCCCAAAAGUUCAUCACUUCACGUCUCACCGCUGAUGAUCCGGCAGAAGGUCUUGCAGGUGCUGGUAUUAAAGCGCGACGUGAAAUCUCUGAACGCGCAGGAAAGAAGAAUUCUGGGACUGCAGAAACAGGAGUCGCGGACAAUCUAGUCCAUAAACCCAAACCAGAGCAUGAAUCUCCGAAGAAGACGUUUUCAAAGGGGUUGAAGAAAAGAUUACCCCCUGAGUCGCCGCUUUCGCGGGCUAAGAUGGUGGCGACAACCUCUGCAAAGCUAACCUAUUUGUUGGACAGAGUCCUGGAGCUGCACAAAACAGAAAAGAUCAUUAUUUUCUAUGAAAACAAUAACUCGGCCUUUUGGAUUGCUGAAGGGCUGGAGAUGCUAGGCAUUGACUUUCGCAUAUAUGCCAACACUUUGAAGACCAGCCAGAAGGCAAUGUAUUUGUCGCUGUUUGAUGAGUCCGAGGAUGUUCGUGUCCUGCUUAUGGACUUGCGACAGGCCUCUCAUGGUCUGCAUGUUGCCAGGGCAUCCCGCGUGUUCAUUGUGAAUCCGAUUUGGAGGCCCAACGUCGAGAGCCAGGCGAUAAAGCGGGCACACAGGAUCGGACAAACGAAGCCUGUAUUUGUUGAGACAUUGGUUCUGAAAGACACGUUGGAAGACAAGAUGUUGCGCAGAAGAAAAGAAAUGUCUAAUACAGAGCUUCAGCAUGCAGAGAAAGAUAUGCUGGAGGACUCGACAAUGAGCUCGAUCAUCCAGAACGAGAGGUUCAUACCUAUGACAGAGGAUGAAGCGUCCGCAGGGGCCGCUUACUUGAGAGAUCCUCCAGGAUUUUUCGACCGUCAUGAAUUGCCUAUUCCGGACAGUUACGUCGAGGGUGCUGGAGACCCGUAUCAGGAUUCCGUGUCACCCAGCAAGCGGAAGCGUCCUGCGCCAUCCUUUGAAGUUGUGGUGGAUUCAGAUAUAUCCCCUUCGUCAAAGAGGAGAAAAGCGACGUUUGAAAUCCAGGUAGUCACGGAGGGUGACGAUGUGAUGACUCCUUGGAGUUCGUCUACGUCUAGGCCCAGAUCUCCGUCGUCUUUGCAUCUCGACAACCAGCCUCUGAACCAAACUAAUGGCGCGGAGGGUGAACCUCGGGUCCAGAGUCUGUUUGGUGGUUGA
Rasamsonia emersonii CBS 393.64 is the source of this 3657-nucleotide messenger RNA. RefSeq lists its product as uncharacterized. The transcript is spliced from 3 exons. The record is from RefSeq and is a predicted model, not a curated record. Gene Ontology annotation, molecular function: ATP binding; ATP-dependent chromatin remodeler activity. Lineage: Eukaryota; Fungi; Ascomycota; Eurotiomycetes; Eurotiales; Trichocomaceae. The coding region runs from base 1 to 3657 and encodes 1218 amino acids.